GUGGGGACGUUGCGGUGUUACGUACGUUACGGCGGAAGGUUCAAUUGUUGGUGAGCCGUCGCGACGGACGGUUUGGGUGCGCGAUAAGUUCGAACAAGGGAUUAAGAGCGCGUGCCUCGGCUGCGCGACAAUCGGUGCCGUGCACCAACGAAGGGAGCAGCGCGUGCUGCAACGUUGUUUCUCCACCGAGCGUGAGAAUCCGUUAUAAAAUUUGAAGGUGUCGCCGGGUCGCCAACUUCACGCGGGAAGCACACGCCGUAGCUUCCCCUCGAAUCAACACUGUCGAUAGAUUUUUGAAUCUUGAAAUGUGUCUUGCGGCCGUCCAGCGUUCAUCACGCACAACGACAGUGACGCGAUAUUCCGUGCUCCGUGGCGUUGACGGAAACGCAGAGGUGCGUCCGCGUCUAUCGUGAUCGCGAUCGAAAAUCGAUCUGUGAGUGAAAGAGCGGAGAAAAAAAAAGCGAAGGAUAGAAAGAUACACUCGUGACGCUCUCAAGUGUGUGCGGCGAUUUCUGGGAUUUCUACGCCGCUUGAAAGUUUGUGCAACGUUCAACCGUUUUCUGGAGUUUCGACAUUUUUUUUUGUGACAGAACCCCUCCUGGCAGCAGCGGCCAUGACCGCGGACAGCCUGUUCGAGACCACCAGCAUCCCGGGGCACCUCGCUCCCACGCCCGAGAGACUGGAGAGACUUCUCUCGAAGCAGACCCUGGAGGAGCUCUACGAGGUCGAGGAACAGCCUUUCGCACGUGGUAAAUAUGCGACGGUAAGAAGAUGCCGCGAGAGAUCCAGCGGCAGGCAGUGGGCCGCCAAGUUCCUGAGGAAGCGACGGCGGGCCCAGGAGCUGAGAGCGGAAGCGCUUCACGAGGUCGCUGUGUUGGAUGCCGCGGCCCAUUGUUCUCGUCUCGUCUCCCUCCAUCAGGUCUUCGAGACCAACACCGAGAUGGUGCUCGUCCUCGAAAUGGCUCCCGGCGGCGAGUUACAAAUGAUACUCGACCGAGACGAAGUUCCUGAGGAACGGCAGGUCGCCAGAUUGCUGAAGCAGAUUUUGGACGGGAUCGCCUUUCUGCAUUCCCUCAACGUAGCUCACCUCGACAUCAAGCCGCAGAAUCUGGUGCUCACCGGAGAGUUUCCGGAUUGCGACGUCAAGUUAUGCGACUUCGGCAUAUCGCGGUACAUCAGUCACGGAGCGGACAUACGAGAGAUUCUGGGCACGCCCGACUAUGUUGCGCCGGAGGUCCUGAAUUACGAGCCAAUCAGUCUGGCGACCGACAUGUGGUCCGUCGGCGUGCUGCUCUACGUGCUGCUAACGGGAUGCUCGCCGUUCGGCGGUGACACGAAGCAGGAGACGUUCUGCAACAUCAGUAGGUGUCGCCUGGACUUCCCGGACGAUCUCUUUGAGGACGUUUCCGAGGAGGCGCGCGAUCUCAUGCGCAAGCUCAUGGUCAAAGACCCGUGCGAUCGCCUGACGGUGACCGAGUGCCUUCAGCAUCCCUGGUUCAGCAUAUUCGAGCAAGCGUCGUCGACGCCUCUGCCAUCGACGACGUGCUCCGCGUCGGACAACAGCCCCGUCACGGACUCCACGACGACGUCCACGCAGGAGGAGGCCUCGCCGUCGAAGCAACCGAUCGCCAACGGCCAAAUCGCGAACACGUCGUCGCCCACGUCAAAGAGCGACAGCGAGAAGCAGCAACAAAGAUCGUCCACCAGUCUGUGCCACAGUCCGGAAUCCUCCAAGCCGACGAGUCCCCGCGCCGUCUCCUCGCACACGGAGAAUCUGUACACGAGCGCGAAAUCGACGCCGAAGCCCAUCAGAUUCGGCUUGAGUCCGGAUCGCAGGGACACUUUUAAGCGGAAUAUGGACUCGCUGGCGCGGAAGUUCUCCGGCACUGUUCUGCCGGAGAUCGUCAUCAUAGAGUCGACGUCGAGCGCGUCGUCGAGCGGUAACGGCGGUAUUCAGCAACGACGCGCCACCGCCACCCAUACGAUGCCGGCCGGCGGCGAGGUGUUCAAGUGCACGCCCGUGUUCAUCCUCGGCGAGGCGGAGCAGCAGUGCAGCGACAGCGGCAGCGACACCGUCUCCGAGAUCUCGACCGACAGCUCGAGCGACCGCAGCAGCAUCUACUCGGACGACUCCCUGGACUUCAUACUUUACGGUAAGAGCCAAGGCAGGGCGAGCUUUCCGUUCACCGCUGCCGACGCGGCCGCCGACAGGUGGGACCACAGGCAUCAUCGCACCGCCCAGGUGUGGCCGCGCGAGUGCAGCGGCGUCGUCAGCAAGGCGCUCAGUCGCUUCACGUCGGAGAGCGGCGCGUCCGGCACGACGAAGAUGGCGAAAAUGCCGACGUCGAUGGCAACGGCGACGGCACUGCGCAGCGCCAGCAAGAUCGGCCUCGAGGCGCUCCGCGAGCGGGGCGGCAACCUGGUGGUCAUCCGGGAGCCCGUGCGCGCCGGCAGAUACACCAGAUACAGCGAGGUGCAGUGCGAGUCGGUGCAGGCGCGAAUCCGGCGGUUCCAGGUGCAUGAAGCUUCGUAAGAUCGUCCCGCGCGGGCAGGUGUCGCCUUAAAUUGCACUUGCGCCAGGUGGACGGACGUCUGCCGGCCUCUUCGAGGAAUUACCGGGAGAGAUGGGGGAGGCAGUUGUACACAUCGCGUGUAUACAGUGACGUGAGAGAGAGGAAAAGGGCAAGUUUUGAGCAGCAAGGUGUUUAGGGAUGUGUAGGGUGAAGCGAAGGGAGGAGAUAAAGUUCCUCGGGGUUCGUGAAGGCUGUGACUGCGAGGACGGAGAAGAUUCUUCCGGCAGGGUUCAGGUUUCCACGAGAAUAUAGAACGAUGAGCUUUAUGAAAAAUAGAAUUCGGAUUCUCGGUUUACGAUUGUCGCGGUAGGACGGUAAAGUCGAGAGUGCGUGUGCCAUGCGACAAUUGUAAAAAAGGAAGAAAGAAAGAAAUUACUUCUGAAUCUAUUUCUCGUAAAGUGCACAAUGCUGUGAUAGCGUUUAGGGGAACGUGAAGUUUGCGGAGAAGGCGGUGUGCUUUAUCUAUCGCCGGUGAGGACGAUCUGUGUCAUAGGCGUAUCCGACCGAGAGAUUUUGCGAAGCAGCAUCACAUGUAACUCGAUCGCGAUAUAUAUAUAUAUAAUAUGUAGCCGUAAAUAUUUCGUAGCGGAGGAGAGCGAAAAGUUAUGCACACCACCCGAACCUGAUCUCCAGAAUUCCCGAACAGCCUCUCGAUGUCCCUAGCCCGACUUUUGCCGGAUUCCUCGGCAACCCGAGAACGAUCGUACAUUAGGCAGCGCAUAAACGUAUCCCGCGUGUAUACAUAUACAUACGAAACGCUUCUACACGCGUGCCUUCGCGAAGGUGCCGAUCGAGAGAUCGUAGCUCGUAGCAUAUCAAAGCGAACAAAUGGCUGUUGUAAAUACGGGUGAGUACGUGAGUGCGUGAAUUUGCGGCGUGCCUGCGUGUGUGCUGACUUCUUCUUCGUGGAGCGAGCAAACGAGCAGCUUCGAGGAGGGCGGUCUUGAUGUACAUAUUCGAGUAAUCAGAGAAGGGAACGAAUGCGACGGAAUGAGUUGCGUGACUUACGCGAAGAAAAAGAAAAGAAAAAGAAAAGAGAAGCCUGCGGUUGCGGCGACGCCGAUUUCGGGGGUGGUCCCGCGCCCAGACCGACGACGGAGAUCCGGGGGAAGGUCGAACGGAGGUCGUCGCAUCAUCCGACACCGAAUUCCGGGAGAAACGCAUUCUGCCGCAAUGAGGUCACGCAUAGUCGGUCGGUCGGGAAUAAUGCGCGGUUCUCCGGCAAUCUCGACCGGAUCUCUCCGUCGCUGUUUGGCGAAGUGUAAAUAGCAGAACCCACGAGCAUCUGAAAAAGACGCUCGACGCGGAAAAGAGACUUGGACCGAGGCAGCUCUUACAGUCUGCCCUUACUAAUAGACUGAUCGAUCGUCCUUUCGAGCUGAAGAAGGCUCAAGUUGCAUCGCGCGCCAUGCACCGAAACACGUUUUGAAACAACACUUUGAUUCUAAUGGACUUGAUUUCCGAAAUACGAGUUUUCGAAACGAAUAACUAAUGCGGACAUUUCAAUAUUUUAAAUAUAAGAUAUUUACGUAUUUAUGUAUUGAUAAUUGAAAUUGAAAAAAGAAACCGUCUUAUCGACGCUACAUGUUUCGACAAUUUGAGCAUUUGAUUUUCAUUAUGAGAAAAAUCAAUCUGCAUUUCUAGCAAUCGCUUAUAUUGUAUCUCGGUGCAUCACGCGUGAUUCCAUCAAAAUUGCCAUACUGGUUGUCGACGACAGCCAGCGACAAUCCAGAUAGAAACACUCCGGUGCCUUUCUUAAGGGAAUCACAAUGCGUGUGCGUAAAAUACGAUGUCGCCAGUGCCUACGUUUAACUUGUCCGGUACGCAGCAAGGUUUCGAGUCACUAGACUGUGAUGUACAGAAGACAAAGAAGGUACUUGCCGGUGUGAAAAGUGCCUUAAUUGCGCGCGACGCUUCGCGGGAGAUCGAAAUUGAGAGCCUAGACGAGUCUUCUAGGCGUCUCUAAUUCUUAAGUUAGCUCGAAUGCGGCCUCGGCAGAGAAGGUCAACAACGCGGGGUCAAGCCCUUCGGAUGUCAGUGAACUCUCGUCGCACGAAAACCACCGAAAACUUCGACUCUCGUCGCACAUUUAUCAAAGGGAAAAGGAAUUGCUCACAAGUUGUAUCAUGUAUAUAUUUUUUUUUUGUGAAAAAUAUCAAUCAUGAUUAGAUGUGCUUUAAAAUCGGUAUUUUUUUUCUUUAAUUAUUUUAUAAUUAUUUCACGUCAUGCACGUAAAAAGAAUGAUCCACCUCGUCUGCUCCCCGUAUAAUUCUCGCAUACACGCGAAAUCGAAAUUGCACAUACACACAUCGCGAAUUUAUCCACGGAAUUCAUUAUCGCGCGCAAAUUGAAGACACGCGAGUAGCUCGCGUGGUAGCGCUAUGAAUGCUAGUCAUAAACGCGGUUCGUCUUCUUUCUCACGCUCGUUCCCCCCUUUUUUCGCGCCUCCAAUUUUCGUUCAUCUCGUCACGGACACACGCUUGUUGGCAUAACGCUAACGAGCGACCUGUGUCUUUGAGACGACAAAAGAAAGAAGAGCGGACGAGAGCGUUGCAAAAAUAACGAACUUGGUUAGCGAGCCUCACUUUGAGCAGCAUGAGAGUCUCGUCCAACCGCGCAAAUUUGUACAUUUCUCUGCAUAAAUUUAUGGGAUACGCGAGAACGUGAAAUUUCCCAGUAACAUAUUUUAACGUCACGAAACUUUUUGUAAUACGAUGUAAAUAUAUUUAAAACUCAUUUUGUAUCAUUUUUGUAAAGAAAACUAUGUUUUUGGUGGUUUCUUCAAAAUUGCAAGAUACAAUUCUCAAAAUUAUAUGAAGAUAUAAAGAGCACAUUUUGAUAUGUUGACUAUUUCGAGGAUUUCUACCGUUUAGACUAUGAAAAUGUAGAAUUUUCGCAAUUUAUACCGGGAGUGUCGAAAGAAUGUUGAAUAUUUCGCGAGCAGGAUCGCACAAUGUUUUUGAUCUUCUCUUCAAUGGCUGCUUUAACCAUUGCGCGCGAAUGCGAAGCAAAAGCGCGGAAAUGCUCUCCGACCUCGUGAAGCGAGGUGAUCAUUCGACCGAUUCUCAACCCUGCGGAUCGCGUUGACUUCGCGACCGGUCGGAAAUUAUCCAAGGGUUGACACGGAAAUUAAACAGUAAGAUACGUCGCGCGGCGACGGCGGUACACAUUCAAGCGGUACAAUUCUAGCGCGUACACAAUUCCCCCUCGAGAUGCAUGGUCUGCGCGUGUGGGUGGGAAUGUGGUUCAGGAUGUGUCCCCGAGAAUCAAAGGGCAGGAUAAAUUUGUAAUAUAAUUUUGCUACGACGGGCGAGAGCGGCGUGAUUCGGAGCGAGCCGACAUUUACGUUUUCUCGCGGUGAAUUCGCAAUUAUUUAUUCUUCUUCUUCUUUGUGAUAUGUCAUUAGUCAGAAUUAAUCAAUUUUCACUUCAUGCUUUUUCCUUUGUGUUAAACCAAUACCGUGAGAAAAGAUGCGUCGUCUCUUGUCUUCUGCGCUACUUGGACACGCCGCGCUGUCCGAUAUAUUCUCUAUUAUCAUUAUUAUUAUUAUUAUUAUAUUCUAUAAUAAUUAUUAUUAUUAUAUAUAUAUUAAACUAUAUAUUAUUACAUUAUUAUUACUAUACCAUUAAUACCGGAAUUAAUCGCGAAGGUUACAGUCGCGCAUGUAGUUGCUAAAAGCCUCCUGUAAAUACUUCUGUCAUUGUAUUAAUUUUAAUAAUACGUACGAAAUAAAUGCAACAAUACGCAUACGAAGCUAUA
Messenger RNA from Linepithema humile (Argentine ant), 6332 nucleotides. Lineage: Eukaryota; Metazoa; Arthropoda; Insecta; Hymenoptera; Formicidae. The record is from RefSeq and is a predicted model, not a curated record.